AUGGCACAAAAAUCCGACCAGUCUGACGCACCAGGCCCGUCGGCGGAUAUGCCGCCGGCGAUGGCUGAGAUCAAGUCGCAGAGUGUCGACAAGGUGCUCCAAGAGAUGAACAGAAUGCCGCUCUUCAUGACGAACCUGGAUGAGACGGACGGGGAAGGCGGCGAGAACGAUGCUCUCGAGGCGCUGAAGGCGCUGGCCUAUGAGGGCACCCGAGCUGAGAUCGCGGAGAACUUCCGACAACAGGGCAACGACUGCGCUAGAGGAAAGCUAUGGAGUGACGCAAAAGAGUUUUAUGACAAGGCUUUAGCGGCAUUGAAAGGUCCGCAGAAUAAUCCAGACCCGGAUGCUGAGGGGCCUAAGGUCAUUGAGGUUGAAUUUGAUGAAGCAGAGGAGGCGGCGAAGGAGAAAGUGAUCGAAGAAGCCUGUCAUGUAAACAGAGCUCUUUGCAAUUUGGAGAAGAGUAAGCUCAAUGUCCUUGCUGCAGUCCUGUGGGGGAUGUACCGCCGCUUUGAUCUGUUUCUCUUGAUCUCACUUGACAAACUUGCCGAGGCAGCAGACGCAUGCGACCGGGGACUGGGUUUCGAUCCGAACAACGCUCCCUUGAAGGCACUACAAGCCAAGGUCUCGAAAAGGAAAGACUACAUCGAAUCUGUGGAGAAAACACGCAAAGAGCGAGAAGCGCGAACAGCAUCCGAGCGACUCACCCUCCAGCUUGCACUCAAGAGCAGGAACAUCCUUGUCCGCAAGACCGAGCAUCCUCCAGAUCUGGAAGAUGCCGAAUUGAAGCUCGAGAACGCUCUAGACCCGUCCUCUACACUCAUCUUCCCAGUCAUCUUACUGUAUCCGACAGAGUCGCAGUCUGACUUCAUCAAGGCUUUCUCCGAGAAGGAAACUCUAGGCGAGCAUCUUGAUUACAUCUUUCCCUUGCCUUGGGACGAGAAGCACGAGUACACGCCACCGAGUGUGGAAGCAUAUAUGGAGACUGCCGCAGGGGGCUUAAUCAAGGUUGGCAAGAAGAUGAGUCUUGGAAAAGUGCUGGGCAGUGGCAAGCCAGAAGUCGUCGAUGGAUUGGCCACGAUCAGCGUGGUGCCCAAGGACCGCGCUGCAGGCUGGAUAGAAGAGUUCAAGAAGAGGAAGGGCAAGAAUUGA
Messenger RNA from Parastagonospora nodorum SN15, 1149 nucleotides. RefSeq lists its product as hypothetical. Gene Ontology annotation, biological process: protein folding. Gene Ontology annotation, molecular function: Hsp90 protein binding. The transcript is spliced from 2 exons. Bases 1 to 1149 code for a protein of 382 amino acids. The record is from RefSeq and is a predicted model, not a curated record. Lineage: Eukaryota; Fungi; Ascomycota; Dothideomycetes; Pleosporales; Phaeosphaeriaceae.